AGCCAAUUUUAGUUUCAACUUUCAAAAAUGGCCGAGGACAAACAACCACCUGCCGUCGUCGAGGGCGCCACUGGCGGUGACGUCGAGGAAGAGGUCCAACCAACCGCCAAGUCCGCCGAGGACCGCAAGGCCGCCGCUGCUUUGUCCAGUCUUGACUCCAACCGCGAAGACGAGUCCUCCGCCCAGGUCGACCAGGAUGCCGUCAAGAACGCUUUCCACUCUCUCAGCACUGCCGGUAGCAAGCAGGCCGAGGUGAAGAAGGUCAAGGUCGAUGCGGCCGAUGUCUCCCUUCUUGUCGAGGAGCUCGAGCUCACCAAGGCCAAGGCUACCGAGUUGCUCAAGGCCCACGAUGGCGACGCCGUCAAGGCCAUCAAUGCCUAUGUUGCUGCGCCCGCGGCUUAAAUGGCGAUACACCCCAAUUAGAGAACAAACAACGGACCAUAUGAAGCCGAUUUACAGUCUGAGGACCCCAUAACCGCCAUCGAUCUAUCUGUAUACUUGAGCUAUACGCGACAUACUAUACCACAUGCUUCCAGCAAUGACGACAGCGAAA
Messenger RNA from Neurospora tetrasperma FGSC 2508, 553 nucleotides. RefSeq lists its product as uncharacterized. Bases 28 to 402 code for a protein of 124 amino acids. The transcript is spliced from 2 exons. Gene Ontology annotation, biological process: negative regulation of apoptotic process; protein stabilization. NCBI's taxonomy places the organism in Eukaryota, Fungi, Ascomycota, Sordariomycetes, Sordariales, Sordariaceae. The record is from RefSeq and is a predicted model, not a curated record.